Molecule: messenger RNA, 1158 nt
Organism: Orycteropus afer afer
Lineage: Eukaryota; Metazoa; Chordata; Mammalia; Tubulidentata; Orycteropodidae
Gene: FETUB
Product: fetuin B
Exons: 7
Coding region: 1-1158 (385 amino acids)
Biological process (GO): binding of sperm to zona pellucida; negative regulation of endopeptidase activity
Cellular component (GO): extracellular region
Molecular function (GO): cysteine-type endopeptidase inhibitor activity; metalloendopeptidase inhibitor activity
Source: RefSeq, a predicted model, not a curated record
AUGGGUCUACUCCUGCCCCUGGCACUCUGUGCCCUGGCCACAUGCUGUGGGGCUACAUCUAUGCCCCAGCCAGUCCCCAAGCCCUCACUACUCCUCCCCCGGGGCUGCAAUGACUCAGACGUGCUGGGCUUCGCUGGCUUCGCCCUGGAGAAUAUCAACAAAGACCGAAAGGAGGGUUAUGUCCUGAGUCUCAACCGAGUCAGUGACGCCUGGCAAUACAGACAGGAUGUUCCGGGAUCCCUGUUCUAUCUCACUCUAGAUGUGUUGGAGACACACUGCCAUGUGCUCAGCAAAAAGUCAUGGAUGGACUGUGAAGUGAGGGACCUACAUGAAUCGGUUUAUGGUCGAUGCAAAGCAAUGUUUUAUGUUAAUAAGCCAAGAAGAAUUCUCUAUUUAGUUGCCUAUAACUGUACCGUUCGCCCAGUUUCUCGAAGAAAGAUUCAUAAUACGUGCCCUGACUGCCCAAGUCCCAGCUCCGCUGAUUUGUCAGAUCCCAGAGUUUUGGAAGCUGCCACUGAAUCUCUUGCAAAAUACAACAAAAAGAGCACCUCAAAACAAUAUUCUCUUGUCAAAGUCAUCAGGGCUUCCAGUCAGUGGGUGUUUGGUCCUGGCACCUUUGUGGAAUAUUUGGUUAAAGAGUCACCAUGUACCAAAUCCCAAACCAGCAGCUGUUCACUUCAGCUCUCCGACUCUGUGCCCGUUGGUCUUUGUAGAGGUUCUCUGAAUCAAAGAGAUGAAGAUAAAUUUAUCUCAGUGGCUUGUGACUUCUUUGAAUCACAGGCUCCUGCUCCUGGAGAAGCAAACCCUGCUGCUACCCAGGGGCCUGCGAACCUCCCCAAGGUGGAAGAGCCCCAGUGGAAAGGCCCGGCUCCCAGCAAUGUACCCUCAGAGGCUGUGCCCAAAGGAUCGGUCCAGUACCUCCCUGACUUGGAUGAUGAGAAACCUGGGGAUUCCCAGGCAAUGGGCCCCCAUGAGGCCUUCCCUGUGCAGCUGGACCUGACCACCAAUCCCCAGGGAGAAGCCCUGGAUAUCUCCUUCCUCUUCCUGGGGCCCAAAGAGAAGAAAUUACUUGUCCUUCCCUUCCCCAAAACACUGAAGCACCCUGUAGAGUGCCCAGGGCCAGCUCAGAACACCAGCCCUCUUGUUACUCCACCAUGA